UCAGAGCAGAGGAAAGGAACAACAAUUUGAACCUUCCCCUGUUUCUUGCCAAAGGUUUAGAACAAAGGAGAAUGCCACAGCAAGAGUUUUCAAUGGCUCUAAUGAUUCUUCUCAUUGUUCUCUCCAUUGACAUGAUUAUCAUGCAAGGUGCCACAGCUGACUAUGGUGGUUGGGAGAGUGCUCAUGCCACUUUCUAUGGUGGUGGUGAUGCCUCUGGCACAAUGGGAUAUGGGAAUUUGUAUAGCCAAGGUUAUGGAACGAACACAGCAGCAUUAAGCACUGCUUUGUUCAACAAUGGACUAAGCUGUGGAUCAUGCUAUGAGAUGAAGUGUAAUGAUGACCCAAGAUGGUGCAAGCCGGGUUCGAUCAUUGUCACGGCCACCAACUUCUGCCCGCCGAACCCGGCUCUGCCCAACAACAAUGGUGGUUGGUGCAACCCUCCUUUGCAGCACUUUGACAUGGCUGAGCCAGCAUUCUUGCAAAUUGCUGAAUAUAGGGCUGGAAUUGUGCCUGUUGCUUUUAGAAGAGUUCCUUGCAUGAAGAAGGGAGGAAUAAGAUUCACCAUCAAUGGCCACUCUUACUUCAACCUAGUUUUGGUAACAAACGUUGGAGGUGCUGGUGAUGUUCAUUCAGUUUCCAUCAAAGGAUCAAGAACUGGGUGGCAAUCAAUGUCAAGAAACUGGGGGCAAAAUUGGCAAAGCAACUCUUACCUCAAUGGUCAAACCCUCUCAUUCCAAGUCACCGCCAGUGACGGUAGAACUGUCACAAGCUUCAACGUGGCACCAUCUAAUUGGCAGUUUGGUCAAACCUUCCAAGGAAGCCAAUUCUAGAUUUUUUUUUUCAAUUUGGGUUUAGUCUAGUAAAAAAAAUUAAAAAAAAAAACAAGAAGUUUCUAUACUUAACGAUUUAAGGAAAUAUAUUAUUUAUACUUAUUUUUGUCUCGUAAAUUAAAUUAACACAUGUUUUUAAUUUUUAGAUGAGAUAUUCAAUUCACAUAAAAUGAAUUUUAUAUCCUAUAUCUAAAAAUAAAAAAUAUGUAUUUACAAGCUAAAAUAAGUAUAUAAAAUUUGUUUCCUAAAUUAAGUUCCUUAAUGACAUACCCAAAAGAAUGUCAUUAGAGGAAUUAAUUCAUAUAUAUAAGUUUGUAAUUGGGAUUAUGAAAGGCCAGUGUUUUUAUUUUAUUGGUCUGCAAAAAUAGCUGAGGUGUUCAUAUAGCACCCGCUGGUCUCUUUCUCAUAUAUAAGAUAUGGAUGUUAUAUAUGUGAAGAGUUUAUAUGUAAUUUGAGUAUUGUGAUACUCUUCCUUUAAGAGAUGUAUCUUUUGCUUGUUUUAUUUGUAGCAAAGAGAUUUCAAAAUUUAA
This is a messenger RNA of Arachis duranensis, 1360 nucleotides long. RefSeq names its product expansin-A8. The record is from RefSeq and is a predicted model, not a curated record. Gene Ontology annotation, cellular component: extracellular region. Lineage: Eukaryota; Viridiplantae; Streptophyta; Magnoliopsida; Fabales; Fabaceae. Gene Ontology annotation, biological process: plant-type cell wall organization. Bases 72 to 830 code for a protein of 252 amino acids. The transcript has 3 exons.